AUGACGGUCCUGUGGCUUCUGCUCCAUCUCACUUCCCUGGGGCUUGGCAUCCCCCAGCCCUCGGUUCCUGGGCGCAGCUUCCAAAGGCCGGCAGUCGCCUGGCCAUCCCUCUUCAAACUCAACUUGUCCCGGGAGGUUGAGGAAACCAUCCAGAUUCCGAACAACAGCAGUGCACCCCUCCUUGUGGCCGUGCAGGUGUUCGUGUCCAAUGUUUUUAAUGUGGACAUCCUGCGGUACACAGUGUCCUCCAUGCUGCUGCUUAAGCUGUCCUGGCUGGACACUCGCCUGGCCUGGAAUGCCAGUGUGUACCCACGGCACGCAGUCACACUGCCCUGGGACUCACUCUGGACGCCCAGACUCACCAUCCUGGAGGCGCUCUGGGUAGACUGGAGGGACGAGAGCCUGCAGGCCCGAGUGCACCAGGACGGCCUCGUUGAGCUCACCCUGGCCCUCACCACGGAGACCAACUGCAACUUUGACCUCCUCCACUUCCCCCGGGACCAGAGCCACUGCAGACUUAGCUUCUACGCUCUCAGCAACAAUGUGACGGAGCUGGAGUUCCAGGUGCACGCUGUGAACGAGAUUGUGAGUGUCAAGAGGGAAUAUGUAGUUUAUGAUUUGGCAACCCAAGUCCCACCCUGGCAGCUGGUGCCCUGCUUCCAGCUGACGUUGAGCCUGAAGAACACAGCGUUAAAGUCCAUCAUAGCUCUGCUGGUGCCUGCGGAGGCGCUCCUGCUGGCUGACGUGUGUGGGGGGCUGCUGCCCCUCCAGGCCACCGAGCGCAUUGCCUAUAAGGUGACGCUGCUGCUGGGCUACCUCGUCUUCCACUCCUCCCUGGUGCAGGCCCUGCCCAGCUCCUCGUCCUGCAACCCACUGCUCAUUUAUUUCUUCACCGUCCUGCUGCUGCUGCUCUUCCUCAGCACCAUGGAGACCGUGCUGCUGGCCGGGCUGCUGGCCCGGGGCACCCUUGGGGCCAAGAGCAGCCCCAGCCCAGCCUCGAGAGGAGAACAGCGAGAUCAUGAGAACCCAGGGCCAAACCCUGAAGAAGCCCCCAGAGGCAUCAAGGGGUCUAGGAGAAGCUGGCCUGAGACUGCCGACCACAUCUUCUUCGUCAUGUACGUGGCCGGGGUGGUGUGCAGCCAAUUCAUCUUCGUUGGCAUCUGGGUAUGGGCAGCGUGCAAGUCCGACCCAGCCCCUGGAGAGGCCGCACCCCAUGGCCGGCAGCCCAGGCCGUAA
Messenger RNA from Lemur catta (Ring-tailed lemur), 1236 nucleotides. RefSeq names its product zinc activated ion channel (gene ZACN). The coding region runs from base 1 to 1236 and encodes 411 amino acids. Gene Ontology annotation, biological process: chemical synaptic transmission; nervous system process; signal transduction. Gene Ontology annotation, molecular function: transmembrane signaling receptor activity; extracellular ligand-gated monoatomic ion channel activity; neurotransmitter receptor activity. Lineage: Eukaryota; Metazoa; Chordata; Mammalia; Primates; Lemuridae. The record is from RefSeq and is a predicted model, not a curated record. The transcript has 9 exons. Gene Ontology annotation, cellular component: synapse; membrane; neuron projection.